AUGGGAACCCUAAACAUGUUGGGACUUGCAAAGAGAAUUGGCGCCAGGUUUUUGCUUACAAGCACAAGUGAGGUUUAUGGAGACCCUCUUGAGCAUCCUCAAAAGGAAACAUAUUGGGGUCAUGUGAAUCCAAUAGGUGUUAGAAGUUGUUAUGAUGAAGGGAAAAGAACAGCCGAAACAUUGACCAUGGAUUAUCACCGAGGUGAUGGUGUUGAGGUCAGGAUUGCACGUAUCUUCAACACAUACGGGCCUCGGAUGUGUCUAGAUGAUGGUCGUGUUGUUAGCAACUUUGUUUCACAGGCCAUUCGCAAACAACCAAUGACAGUUUAUGGAGAUGGAAAGCAAACACGAAGCUUUCAGUAUGUCUCUGACUUGGUUGAUGGAUUAAUGGCACUAAUGGAAGGCGAGCAUAUCGGACCUUUUAACUUGGGAAAUCCCGGGGAGUUUACCAUGUUAGAGCUUGCACAGGUGGUGAAAGAAACUAUUGACUCGAGUGCAACGAUAGAAUUCAGAGAAAACACAGCUGAUGAUCCUCAAAAAAGGAAACCAGAUAUUAGUAAAGCUAAAGAACUACUAAAUUGGGAGCCCAAGGUGCCACUACACGAAGGUCUGCCAAAAAUGGCGUCUGAUUUCAGAAAUCGCAUCUUGAAUGAAGAUGAAGGAAAAGGCUAACAAAUAAUAGAAUAAUAGAUACACAUCCUAUAUAUCUAUAUAUAUUAGUGCUCGGUUUUUAUGUAUCUUUUUUGACACGAGUUUUGUUUUGUUAGUGUAAUCUGUGUAACGGAUUGAUUUAGCUAAAUGGAUUUUGGCGUAUUAUCGAGAAAUU
Messenger RNA from Lactuca virosa, 826 nucleotides. The record is from the annotation of a GenBank genome assembly. Lineage: Eukaryota; Viridiplantae; Streptophyta; Magnoliopsida; Asterales; Asteraceae.